Molecule: messenger RNA, 673 nt
Organism: Lactuca virosa
Lineage: Eukaryota; Viridiplantae; Streptophyta; Magnoliopsida; Asterales; Asteraceae
Source: the annotation of a GenBank genome assembly
CUUCGGCCCCAAUCACAACAAGAAAUUUAAUUUUUAGGGACGACACCAUUAGGGACCACACGAAGUUUUAGGGACGACACUUGACAAUACGUGUCUUUGUCGUCGCUAAAGCCUCAUGUCGUCGCUAAUAAGGGCGUCGCUAAAGGGUUUGAUCGGCGAUCCGCGUGAAUGCCUCCGGAUCAAUUUUUGUCCCUACGAUUGCAUCCUGACCCAACGGAUGAGGUCGCAGAACCUGAUUACUUUCCAUUUGUCUCUCAUUUUUUCCGGCGACAAUCAGGAAGCAUUUUCCGGCGAAUUUCGGUGCAUCCCACUUCUUCCGCCGGAGGGAUUUGCAGCUUCUCAUCGGCGUUCCAGUUGCUCCACCGGCGACUAUCACCACCUCAGCUCGCCACCGUCUCCGACGAACUUCUCCACCGACGAAGGAGAUUUCUCUAAUCUCCGGCUUUUAGAACCACCACAUCAACGCCACUGUAUCCGCUGCCGCCUGUCUCCGACGACGACCACCGUCUCCGACGAACUUCUCCACCGGCUCCACUGUUUUCAGCUCUACAACCACAUGAUGUGGAUGUUAACGCUUUCUCCAAAACCCGACAUGGUGGUAUUAGCUAUUGAGAUGAUAGAGUGUGAAGAUGGUGAUGUAGGGAUCUUGGUAAACAGUGGUGAAUAUGGUUGA